Gymnogyps californianus (California condor) is the source of this 620-nucleotide messenger RNA. RefSeq names its product BCL2 related protein A1 (gene BCL2A1). Gene Ontology annotation, cellular component: mitochondrial outer membrane. Gene Ontology annotation, biological process: positive regulation of apoptotic process; negative regulation of apoptotic process; intrinsic apoptotic signaling pathway in response to DNA damage. Gene Ontology annotation, molecular function: channel activity; protein homodimerization activity; protein heterodimerization activity. Lineage: Eukaryota; Metazoa; Chordata; Aves; Accipitriformes; Cathartidae. The transcript is spliced from 2 exons. Bases 1 to 525 code for a protein of 174 amino acids. The record is from RefSeq and is a predicted model, not a curated record.
AUGGAAACUGCUGAGUUCUAUUAUGUUUAUUACUUAGCUCAAGAUUAUCUGCAAUAUGUGCUUCAGGAAUCACAUCUUGGACCAGCCCAAACCAGGGUUGCUCAUGUCUUGCGAAACAUUGCAUCUUCGCUGCAAGAUCAAACCGAGGAGGCUCUCAGACCAUUCUUGGACAGGAUUGAUAUUACCUCUGUAGCCGUUGCAAAGAGAAUUUUCAAUGGUGUCAUGGAAGAAAAAUUUGCUGAUGGAAAUACUAACUGGGGACGAAUUAUGACCAUAUUUACGUUUGGAGGUCUUCUCACUAAGAAGCUUCAAGAGCACGGAGUUCAGCUCACUGGAGAGGAGAAGGAGCAGAUUUCUUACUUCAUCACAGAGUACAUAAUAAACAACAAAGCCGAAUGGAUAGAUGCGAACGGUGGCUGGGAAAAUGGCUUCCUAACGAAGUUUGAAAGAAGAUCACUACUAUCUUUCUCCAAAAUUACAGCCAUGUUCAUAGCUGUUUUUUCCUUGUUCAGAGAGUACUACUGAAAUAAACGGACCUGCCAUUCAUGUAUAAUCUAGAUAUUGCCACAAGCUUCAUUGCUAAGCUUUCCUCCAAGCAAUAUCAACGAGAAAAUAAUUGU